UGGUGAAGCAGUCUGCAGCUAUGCCUGAACCCGCGAAGUCCGCGCCCGCUCCCAAAAAGGGCUCCAAGAAAGCCGUCACCAAGGCCCAGAAGAAAGACGGCAAGAAGCGCAAGCGUAGCCGCAAAGAGAGUUACUCCAUCUACGUGUACAAGGUGCUGAAGCAGGUUCACCCUGACACUGGCAUCUCCUCCAAAGCCAUGGGCAUCAUGAACUCCUUCGUCAACGACAUCUUCGAGCGCAUCGCCGGCGAGGCGUCUCGCCUGGCGCAUUACAACAAGCGCUCCACCAUCACGUCUCGGGAGAUCCAGACGGCCGUGCGCCUGCUGCUGCCCGGGGAGCUGGCCAAGCACGCCGUGUCCGAGGGCACCAAGGCCGUCACCAAGUACACCAGCUCCAAGUAAAACUGGGGACCUGGGGGUGCCUGACGUCUCAAUACACAAACGGCUCUUUUAAGAGCCACCUACUUGUC
Vombatus ursinus (common wombat) is the source of this 469-nucleotide messenger RNA. Its product is annotated as histone H2B type 2-E. Gene Ontology annotation, cellular component: nucleosome. Bases 21 to 401 code for a protein of 126 amino acids. Gene Ontology annotation, molecular function: DNA binding; structural constituent of chromatin; protein heterodimerization activity. Lineage: Eukaryota; Metazoa; Chordata; Mammalia; Diprotodontia; Vombatidae. The record is from RefSeq and is a predicted model, not a curated record. The transcript has a single exon.